AUGUUCACUAUGAGCUUCUUGGCCGACAGCAGUAGGAUUAGCGCUGCGUUGGCGACGGCGGCAAUCUGGGGCAUCUCUGCAAUAGUGGCAUAUGCCAUAUUCGCACGCUUGCGGGACUGGCGACGCCUGAAGCAUAUCGAUGGACCCUCCCUCGCCGGCUGGACCGAUUACUGGAUGAUACGGAGCCAACUCAGCGGCCGGAUGAACCUCGACCUGGCCGACGUUAUUCGUGAAUACGGACCUAUCGCGAGGAUCGGCACCAACACCAUCGUUUGUGCAGACGUCAAAGAGUUACGCAAGAUCUGGGCAGUCCGCUCAACUUGGAAGCGCCCCCGGUGGUACCUGGGUCUCCGGAUCGACCCUUACAGCGACAAUGUCUUCUCCAUCACGGACGAAAAAGUUCACGAGACGCUCCGUUCCAAGCUGCUGCCCGGCUAUGGCGGUAAAGACGUCGAUGGCGUACACGAGAUCAUUGACGAGCAGAUUGCUCUCUUGGUGCAGCUCCUCGAGGACAAGUACCUGUCGGUUGAUAGCAAAAGCGACAAGGGCAAGUCAUUUCUGCCGGUCGAUUUGGCGAGGAAGGUCCAAUUUUUGACGUUGGACAUCAUCUCCUCCCUGGCCUUUGGCGAGUCCUUUGGCAACCUCGUCGCUGACGACGACGCACUGGGCUACAUCUCGACGACGGAGAAAUCGAUGCCGAUGCUCAUGUUUGUGACAUUGGUGCCGUGGCUGACCGCCAUCUGGCAAUCUCCACGGCUCCGGUGGAUGUUUCCAGACGCUCGCAAAAUGGUGGGCAUCGGCGACGUCAUGGCCAUCGCCCGCAGGGUCGUCGGUGAGCGCUACGGCGAGAAGCCCCAAGUGGUCAAGCGGGACAUGCUCGGUUCGUUUGUGGCCCACGGCCUGACCAGAGGGGAGGCGGAGGGCGAGACGAUGGUGCAGAUUGUUGCGGGGUCCGACACCUCCGCCACUGCAAUACGGUCGACUCUCCUCUUCAUCAUCACCAACCCUGCCGUUUAUUCCAGACUCCAAGCCGAGAUCGACGCGGCCGCAGCAGCAGGGCGAAUCUCGUCGCCCAUCACGGACGCCGAGGCGAGGGCCCUCCCGUACCUGCAAGCAGUCAUCCGCGAGGGGCUUCGGAUGUAUCCUCCCGCCACUGGUCUCCUUCCCAAGGUGUCGAGCAAGGACGAGGUUCUCUGCGGCAAGCACAUCCCGGCCGGGACUGAUGUCGGCUGGGCGGUCUGGCCUGUCAUGAGAGACAGGGGCGUAUUUGGGGAGGAUGCCGACCUCUUCCGCCCCGAGCGCUGGAUAGAGGCCGAAGCCGAGGAGUGGAGAGUCAUGGAUCAGACGGUCAUGAUGGACUUUGCGACGGGGAGCCGGUGGGAAUGUUUGGGCAAGACGAUCGCCAUGAUUGAGCUGAACAAAACUUAUGUCGAGCUCCUUCGGCGGUUCGACAUUACCUUGCUCGACCCGUCCAACCCAUGGCAUUCGUUCAACGCGGCAUUCUUUAUACAAAAAGACAUGAACGUCAAGAUUUCACGGAGAAAGACGCCGGUGUGA
Molecule: messenger RNA, 1557 nt
Organism: Pyricularia pennisetigena
Lineage: Eukaryota; Fungi; Ascomycota; Sordariomycetes; Magnaporthales; Pyriculariaceae
Exons: 3
Coding region: 1-1557 (518 amino acids)
Molecular function (GO): iron ion binding; monooxygenase activity; oxidoreductase activity, acting on paired donors, with incorporation or reduction of molecular oxygen
Source: RefSeq, a predicted model, not a curated record